UGACGGUGGCGGUGAGCGGAAGGAGGUGCUGAACGGCUGCGGAGCACGCGCGCGCACACACGCACGCACCGCUACAGGGAAGAUGGAGGACGAUGUGGCCGCAGCGCAGAGGACCUGCAUCCUUUAGCAACAUCACUCCUGUGAGCAGUCGUUUCCAGCAGCCUUCGCUCUGUUGAUGAUGGAUUCCUAAGCCGUUCUCUGACACCACUUUACCAACCCGACAGCCAUGAACCCCCAAAAGACAGAGUUUGUUCAGGACGUUAUGGAGGCGAUGGAUGGUCCUUCUCGCCAUCAACACCACCCCAGCCUGUCCCAUAACCACAGCAACCAGGACAAGCGCUACAGAUGCUGUGAGACUUCAGCUGGUGUCACAACAGAAAUGGCCAGUGGUGCAAAUGCUGAAAGCCGAGUUGGGAUGCUACAGCACCACAAGCCACAGGAGGAGCAAGACGCGGAGCUGCAACAUGGAGAUCAGUCUUCUAAGCCCCACGAGAUCCAGCCCAUUCCCCGACCUGCUGUGACACGUUACCGCAGACAGGGCGACAGUGAGGCCCGGCUCAGAACUCAACAACAGAGGAACAGGAUGAAGCAGCAGAGGGAGGCGGAGAGAGCGCAACAGGAAAGGGAGCAGCACGCUAAGAUGACCAAGGAAGCUGAAGGUGAGAGGGAGGAUUCUAUGCUGGCCCGCUCAGCAAGUACUGAGAGCGGCUUUCACAGCCAUACUGACCGUGCAGAGGGAGACGAUAUCCCAGUGAUGAUGUCUCUGGAGCCUGAGGCCCAGCGAGAGUCCGAGGAUGAUGCAAACAGCUACAGCCUCCCGCUGCGGCCCGAGGCAGAAGAGUACACUGAAAGUGCAGAGGCUGAACAGCAGCAUCUCCAUUCACAUCCUAACUAUGCUCUUCAGUUCCUGAUGCUGCCGCGUGAAUCCUUACUUAAUAUCCAGAAUUCCCAAAGAGAAGAUAAAGCAGAGGAGACACUGAAUGGUGGCUACUCUAACUGUGUCUACACCCAAUCCUACAGCCAAUCGGGAGCGAGAACCUGUGUCUCAUCCAGUCAGGACUUGGAAAGUUUAGAUGCUGGACUUGAAGCGUACUCUGAGCCAUAUGACACGUAUUCGCUCUCUGAGCAUGUGUAUGAGGAAAUAUGUGACGCUCCAACCUCAGUGUCAACUUCUGCAAGUGUGGCAAACGAUAGAGAGUCUCGACAGCAGGCGGCGACCGGCUUGCAGCUGUUGCAGAGCGGGGCGGGAAAAGGCGAUUACCAUCAGCAGGAGGCCGUGGGCUCCCGUCUGCGGCACUACGAUGAACGUUCAGAUGGUGAGUCGGACAGUCCAGAAAAGGAGGCAGAGUUUGCUCCAUAUCCUCGUGUCGACAGCUGCGACCAAGAAGACGAUACUGAUAACAGUGUUAACGGGGCUAAAAAAGGCUCACAAAGCUUUGAUCCUGCUGCAAAAGAUUCCACAGACAAAGAAGAAAAACGCCAACCGGACAAAUUCUCUCACAAAAGCAACAAGACUGCCAGUCGAGGGAAGUCGGCCAAGCAGCAGGCUGAGACUCCUGUGAAGGAGCCAGUGAGGAACAGUGUGGAGAAGAGGGAUGCUAUAUCUUUAGCCAUCAAAGACAUUAAGGAGGCCAUAGAGGAGGUGAAGAAUAGAACAGUCAGAUCUCCUUACACACCUGAUGAGCCAAAGGAACCUGUUUGGGUAAUGAGGCAGGACUUAAGCCCCACUGCUGAAUGUGACCUGCCGACAUCACUCGGGGCCGAUUCGCCUGGUUCAGCGUCACCUUCUCCACCAGGAGCAGAGUCCUCCAGUCAGCACCUGCUACAGCACGACAGCUUUGAAACCUCUCCCACCAGUAAAGAGUCCAGGAGAAGCCUUGCGUCCUUUCCCACAUAUGUGGAAGUUCCAGGUCCCUGUGACCCAGAUGACCUAAUUGAUGGAAUCAUCUUUGCAGCCAACUAUCUUGGCUCCACUCAGCUGCUGUCAGAUAAGACACCAUCGAAGAACAUCCGAAUGAUGCAGGCACAGGAAGCUGUCAGUCGGAUUAAGAUGGCUCAGAAAUUGGCCCAGAACAAGAAGAAGGAACCUGAGGGUGAGCCUCAGCCUCUCACAGAGGUGGAUCUUUUCAUCUCUACCCAGAGAAUAAAAGUGCUCAACGCUGACUCUCAGGAAACUAUGAUGGACCACCCUUUGCGGACUAUCUCCUACAUUGCUGACAUUGGCAACAUAGUGGUUCUGAUGGCCCGGCGCAGGAUGCCUCGCACUGAUUCUGAGGAGAACGUGGAAACCUCAGAGCCAAGUCAAGACAGCAAGCGCCAGUAUAAGAUGAUCUGCCAUGUGUUUGAGUCUGAGGAUGCCCAGUUAAUUGCCCAGUCGAUUGGACAGGCCUUUAGUGUGGCCUAUCAAGAAUUCUUACGGGCCAAUGGCAUUAACCCUGAGGACCUCAGCCAAAAGGAAUACAGUGACCUGCUGAACACUCAGGACAUGUACAAUGAUGACCUCGUGCACUUCUCCAAAUCUGAGAACUGCAAAAAUGUGUUUGUAGAGAAAGCUAAGGGGGAGAUUCUGGGCGUGGUCAUCGUGGAGAGUGGAUGGGGCUCCAUCCUACCUACAGUCAUUAUUGCCAACAUGAUGCAUGCUGGGCCAGCUGAGAGGUCUGGCAGACUGAACAUAGGAGACCAGAUCAUGUCAAUCAAUGGAACCAGUUUGGUGGGACUGCCACUGUCCACCUGCCAAAGCAUUAUAAAGGGUCUGAAGAACCAGUCUCAUAUCAAGCUGAAUAUUGUGAGAUGUCCCCCAGUGACUACUGUACUCAUCAGACGGCCAGACCUGCGCUACCAGCUGGGUUUCAGUGUCCAGAAUGGCAUUAUUUGCAGCCUAAUGCGUGGGGGCAUUGCCGAACGGGGCGGGGUCAGAGUUGGUCACCGCAUCAUCGAGAUCAACAGCCAGAGUGUGGUGGCCACGCCCCAUGAAAAAAUUGUCCACAUCCUGUCCAGUGCUGUGGGAGAGAUUCAUAUGAAGACCAUGCCUGCUGCUAUGUAUCGCCUGCUGACCGCCCAGGAGCAGCCUGUUUACAUUUAACCCACAAACUGACCUCACAGAUCAACUCCCUCAGCCCAGCCCGGACCUCAUCCUGUAUAGCUGAUGAAUUGUAGUGAGUUGUUAAGAUUGUUCUGUUGCUCAAACUCAUCUAGCUGCAACACAAAAACCAAUAUUAUCCAUGUGUAUGUAGGCUUUUAUUAUUACAAUAAAAAGAUGUUCACACCAGAUACAUUUUCAGUACCUAGUCGUGCCCCAGAGUCUGCAGAGUUUCUUCAUGGUUUACUGUUGAUAUUUUGAAACACAAUAUAUAGUAACGUGUAUUGCCGCUUAGUUCAUGAAACUAAAUCAGUUUCCUCAUUGUUAAAUUAGAGGAAUGAUGUUUGUUUUGCACAGUAAAAAUCUUAUUUCCAAUCUUACACAUGAGUCACAUCCAGACACAGUUGUGGGCAAAAGUUUACAUACUUUCAUGACAUUGUGGGUCACUAGAUGCUUUUGGUAGCCAUCAACAAACCUCUGGUGAAAUUCCAGCUGAAUAUUUGAUCACUCUUCUUGCCACAAUUAGUCAAGUUCAUUUAAAUUGGUUGCUUUUCUGGCAUGGACCUAUGCUAGGCCCAAACAUGCUGAGGAAAGCUAUUCCAGAAGUAGAUGAAACAUUACUUGAUGUUGUCUGUCUUCAUGCUCAAUCAUCCAGCUAAAGAAAUCCCAAAAAGUCUGGCCGCAGAGUUUUCAGUGGGAGAAACGUUUCGUCAUCA
Maylandia zebra (zebra mbuna) is the source of this 3795-nucleotide messenger RNA. The record is from RefSeq and is a predicted model, not a curated record. NCBI's taxonomy places the organism in Eukaryota, Metazoa, Chordata, Actinopteri, Cichliformes, Cichlidae.